Messenger RNA from Microthlaspi erraticum, 1668 nucleotides. The record is from the annotation of a GenBank genome assembly. NCBI's taxonomy places the organism in Eukaryota, Viridiplantae, Streptophyta, Magnoliopsida, Brassicales, Brassicaceae.
AUGUCGAUCGCCGGUGCUGCUGCUGAUGAAGCCGGAACUCCGCUUCUCGCUAAAACCGUAGACGGAUCCGUCGACUACAAAAGCAAACCCGCCGUCAGAUCUUCCUCCGGUGGCUGGAGAUCCGCCGGAUUCAUCAUCGGUGUGGAGGUGGCCGAGCGGUUCGCUUACUACGGAAUUUCGUCGAAUCUGAUAACGUAUUUGACGGGGCCGUUGGGUCAGUCGACGGCGGCUGCUGCGGCUAACGUCAAUGCCUGGUCUGGAGCGGCGUCGUUGCUUCCGCUCCUUGGCGCUUUCGUCGCCGACUCCUUUCUAGGUCGUUUCCGAACAAUCCUCGCCGCCUCCGCUCUCUAUAUAUUGGGGCUUGGUUUAUUGACUUUAUCUGCAAUGAUUCCUUCAGACUGCAAAGUUUCCAAACUAUACUCGUCAUGCUCUCCUCAAUUCCAAAUAGUUACAUUCUUCGGUGCCCUGUAUCUAGUGGCGCUAGCGCAAGGAGGGCACAAGCCGUGUGUUCAGGCUUUUGGAGCGGAUCAGUUUGAUGAAAAGCACCCUGAGGAGUGCAAAGCAAAGAGCUCCUUCUUUAAUCUGUGGUAUUUCGCCAUGUGCUCUGGAACUUUUCUCACCUUAUGGGUCUUGAAUUACAUCCAAGAUAAUCUCAGCUGGGCUCUAGGCUUUGGUAUUCCCUGCAUUGCUAUGGUGGUUGCUUUGGUUGUUUUCUUGCUCGGAACCAGGACUUACCGCUUCAGCGUUCGUAGAGAAGAAGAUCGUAGCCCUUUUGUGAGGAUCGGAAAUGUUUAUGUCGCCGCUGCAAAGAACUGGAGUGUAUCAGCUUCUUCUGUACCGGAUGCAGAAGAGAUCUCACAUCAAUAUAGUUUUCUUAACAAAGCUCUGGUGGCAAAGAAUGGUUCUUGCAGUGUUGAUGAUCUCGAAGAAGCAAAGGCAGUGCUUAGGUUAGCUCCGAUAUGGUUAACUUGCUUGGUUUACGCGGUUGUCUUUGCGCAGCCUAUAACUUUCUUCACAAAACAAGGAGCUACAAUGGAGAGAUCAAUCACGCCAAGCUACAAGAUCUCUCCGGCUACACUCCAGUCUUUCGAAAGCCUCUCUAUAGUGAUCUUCAUCACAUUGUACGACCGCGUACUCAUCCCGAUCGCAAGAUCAUUCACAGGUAAACCAGGCGGAAUCACAAUGCUUCAGAGAAUCGGCACAGGGAUAUUCAUCUCGUUCCUCUCUAUGGUAAUAGCCGCUCUAGUGGAGAUGAAACGGCUCAAAACCGCUGCGGAUUACGGUCUGAUCGAUUCUCCAGACGCUACGGUUCCAAUGAGUGUGUGGUGGUUGGUUCCACAGUACGUGCUCAUUGGUGUCUCAAACGUUUUUACAAUGGUGGGUCUUCAAGAGUUCUUCUACGACCAAGUCCCUAGCGAUCUGAGGAGCGUGGGGUUGUCUCUGUACUUGAGCAUAUUCGGUAUUGGUAGCUUCAUCAGCAGUUUCAUGGUAUCAGUCAUUGAGAAACUGACGAGCCGGUCCGGUCAAGCGAGCUGGUUCGCAAACAACCUGAACCAAGCUCAUCUUGACUAUUUCUACUGGCUGCUCGCUUGUCUCAGCUUCAUUGGCUUAGCCUCCUACUUGUAUUUUGCAAAAUCCUACGUCUCUAAGAGGCUCAACACUCUUUAA